AUGCGGAAAACAGGUGGCGAUCCAGCCGGAGUAGCACUUCUAGGCGUCGGUCGAGCGGUCAACGCAGACGACCGGGGCCCGAGUAUAGCACUGUUCAUGUUCCGCAAGCUGACGACGGAGGUUGGCGUUCUCCACCUGCGAAAGUGCCAACUGACCCUCCAGAGUAGUCAAACUAUCCAAUUGUUGUACGAGGUCGCUGAUCGAGGCCAGGCCAUCUGCGAUCUCCUCCCGAGACCGAUCGAAUUCCUCCCUCAAAUUCAAAACGUGUAUGUGAAGGAAAGACCUGUCGGAGGUCAGCUGGUCACGCUGCUGUUGGAGAGAAUUGAGUUCGGCCUGGAGGGAAUGGACUUGAGCCCUCAAAGUUUUCACCUGCCAUUCCAAGCUGCCUUGAUCCUCAUCGCUGGCACGUAA
Messenger RNA from Peronospora matthiolae, 411 nucleotides. The record is from the annotation of a GenBank genome assembly. Lineage: Eukaryota; Oomycota; Peronosporomycetes; Peronosporales; Peronosporaceae.